This is a messenger RNA of Corythoichthys intestinalis (scribbled pipefish), 7111 nucleotides long. It is a transcript of the gene mstnb, whose product is annotated as myostatin b. Gene Ontology annotation, cellular component: extracellular region. Lineage: Eukaryota; Metazoa; Chordata; Actinopteri; Syngnathiformes; Syngnathidae. The coding region runs from base 302 to 1426 and encodes 374 amino acids. The transcript is spliced from 3 exons. The record is from RefSeq and is a predicted model, not a curated record. Gene Ontology annotation, molecular function: cytokine activity; growth factor activity.
UUUGGUCUCUCCGGUUGCGCAAUCGCCGCACCAAAAGUCAAUCUAUCCACAAGACUGCUCAUGCAUCCCCUCCCAAAGCCCCCCCAUUCCCUUUAUGGUUUGACAGAGGAAGUUACAAGAAAAAAAAAAGUUGUCAUGCUUCAAAGUCAUUGUUAACCUGCCCAGCCAAUCAUGAUUUUGGACACCACUUUAAAAAAGGAGAGUGUGAGUAUAAAACCGCGCGCCCUAAUCAAGUGAUGCCAAUCAGUGUUCGGACCAUAACCCAAAAACGAGGAUCUCUUGUUCAUUUCAAGGGUGCACCAUGCAUUUCUAUCACAUUGGCUUGACUUUGCUGAUGCUUUUGGCUACAGCCUCCCUGGGCGAGAACCAGCAGCAGCCGCAGUCGUCCGUCUCAGCCGGGCCGCAGGACACCUCGGAGUCCUGCUCCACCUGCGACGUGCGCCAGCACAUCAAAAGUAUGCGCCUGAACGCUAUCAAGUCGCAAAUCCUGAGCAAGCUGCGCAUGAAGGAGGCGCCCAACAUCAGCCGAGACGUGGUCAAGCAACUUCUGCCCCGGGCGCCGCCGCUGCAGCAGCUCCUCGACCAGUACGACGUUCUCGGGGACGACAACCGGGACGCGGUCGUGGAUGACGACGACGAACACGCCGUCACCGAGACCGUCAUGUUGAUGGCAACCGAACCCGAUCUGGCAGUCCAAGCAAACGGUUCGCCCAAAUGCUGCCUGUUCUCGCUGGCGCAGAAGUUCCAAGCCAGUCGAAUCUUACGGGCCCAGCUCUGGGUCCACCUGCGGGCCUCCCAGGAGCCCACCACCGUCUUCCUGCAGAUAUCGCGCCUGACGCCGGACGGUGGGCGGCACACGCGCAUCCGCUCGCUCAAGCUAGAUGUCAAGGCCGGCGCCGGCUCGUGGCAGAGCAUCGACGUCAAGCAAGUGCUGAGCGUGUGGCUGCGGCAACCCGACACCAACUGGGGCAUCCAGAUCAACGCCUACGACGACAGGGGCAACGACUUGGCCGUCACCUCUGCUGAGCCUGGAGAGGAAGGACUGCAACCGUUCAUGGAGGUGAAACUGAGCGAGGCCCCGCGCCGCGCCCGCAGAGACUCCGGCCUGGACUGCGACGAGAAUUCGCCGGAGUCGCGCUGCUGCCGCUACCCUCUCACCGUGGACUUCGAGGACUUCGGUUGGGACUGGAUUAUCGCGCCCAAGCGCUACAAGGCCAACUACUGCUCGGGCGAAUGCGAGUACAUGCACCUGCAAAAGUACCCGCACACCCACCUGGUGAACAAAGCCAAUCCCCGGGGCAACGCGGGACCCUGCUGCACUCCCACUAAGAUGUCGCCUAUCAACAUGCUCUACUUUAACCGCAAAGAACAGAUCAUCUACGGCAAGAUUCCGUCCAUGGUGGUGGACCGUUGCGGCUGCUCUUGAGCCCCCUGAUCGCGGAGAGUCGGCAACUGUAUAGCCAAAAGCUUUCACACGUGGCAACACUGUAGCUUCGUUUCUCUCCUCCGGGAGAAAACGUUGGCCAUUGACAAGCGUUUCCUAACCUUCAUCAGCCGAAACACAUUUUGAUAAAUGUCAUGGCGCGCCAACAGUCAAAAAAUGAGCAAAACAAAAUUUCAAUCCUUAUAAACUGAUACUAUUCAUGAAUUAUCUUGCCGAAAGAUGUAGCUGGUGAAGCUAACAUAGUCUUUAAAAAGCAGAAUUGAAGAUGAUUGAGACGUUCAAAAAUCUUUAGGCAAACUGCGGUAAGCUAAAUUGUUUAUUUCCCAAAAUGCACCACAAACUACGAUCUUAAAAUACUUCAAUAUCCUUUCAAAUUCAUCGGGCUUUAAAUAUAAAAACUGCAAUGGUCACAGCAAUAAUAAUGCUUACUUAGAAACGCUUGUCUCUCAGUCGAGAUGUCCUUAUACUUUCUUGACACCAAUUACUGGAUUCCUAUCUUUACAGGGCUUUAACGCCAUCUUGUGGUAUUUUUUGUUUCUCAGUAAAUACCCGCGGGCAUUAGGCAGGCGUUUACCAAUAACUGAAAUAACGAUCUAGUCUCAAUUUAUUCACAAAUGAACUUGCUUUGACUUCCUCUGUCAAAUGAAUGGCAACAGGUGGAAGCACAUGUUUAUUCUGUACAUUCUGCAUAUCAUACUUCAUGCCUGUUACUAGACUGUACUUCACCGGUAAGAGAUAUUUCAUUCAUAAGAAAUAAGUCAUUUUCCAAAAAUAUUCAGUGAAAUUGGAUGAUUUUCCAUAGUGUGAAGCAGGGUUAGGCAUCGAGCAUCAAUGGGAUUAACACUCCGGCUCUCCCAAAACCGUUCGAAUUUUUAAUUUCGAUUCCAAGUUUCGAUGCCCUGACCGCCGACCGGAAAAAAAUUGCCUAACACCACGAAGAAGAAGCCAAAAGAAGACUACCUCCGUUAUGAGCAAAUCAAACGAAGUGGCUAAUUUAGCUCAGCACAAAAACGUGUUGCUUCGCUUCACAUAAAUGACAACAAAGUAACAGAAUAAACACACCGAAAUGAUAUCACAAACGUGCAAACUUACAGAUUUUAUCAACGGUUCCCAACGAUGUGUAGUACAGAGGAGGAGGGUAUCGUCUGUACACCUCAAGGAUUCUUUUCCAACUGAAAUAAUGUUCUUUUUGCCUGCUGCUUCCAGAAAGUCACCACUAGGGGAAGCAAAGCGCACAUAGCAAAACCCAAGAAAAACUGUACAGUCCGGAGUUACAAUACUGACAUCUUGUGGACAGAUGAACAAUAUAUCCGUUUAGAAAGAAAUCAAACUUAAAAAGUAGUCAACUUAAGAUCAAGGGACAGAACACUCCCCGCCUGUCAGCCCUGAACUAACUUGUAGAAACACCACCUAAAACAAACGAUGCAAUACAAUAAAUGCCUGCGGCAUAAGACACUCUAAAACAUAGGCAAAAGAAUAUGUAAAUGUUUUCUCCGUGAGCUUUUGAAAAAUAAACUAAAAUUAGAGCUGUCCCGAUCCAUCGGCAUCCCGAUCGGUCUGAUCACGUCAUUUUCAAAGUAACGGAAUCGGCAAAAAAAUAUCGGACAUGCCUUUUAAAAAAAAUAUAUAUAUAUAUAUAUAUAUAUAUAUAUAUAUAUAUAUUUUUUUUUUUUUAAUUAAAUCGUUUUCUAAUUGUUUUUAACGUUACAGACAAAAUGUCUUACAAUCAUCCAAAGUCUUUAAUUUUGGCUUAAAGUGGGGCUGUCAAAUUUAUCGCGUCAACGGUGGUAAUAACAUUGAAAUAUUUAACGCAAUUAACGCAUGCGCUGCACUACCCACUCACGCACUGACGCGUUCAAUCUGUAAUGGCACCGUAUUACGUAUACAUAGAGCUAAAAGGCAACGUAAAAUGAGUAAAGAGAAUUUUGGCAGCCUUUGAAGCCUUUUUUUAAUUGGCUAAAGCCUUACAAUCACUCUCUCAACGAUCAGAAAUACUGUGGGAAGCAAUGUGGGGAAGAAAGGUAGUAGUUGAUCUUUUUCUUAACACCCUAUUUUAUUUCCCAACGCUGAGAAGAUAUAUCAAUUGGUACCAUUACGCACAGUUAUGGUUCCUCUUCCCAUCAUGCAUUUGGGCAUGGCUACAGUAUCAUUUACUGAAAGCUCAACAAAUACACUAGUUGGCAAUAUUUAGUCACAAUAUACAAAGUCACAUUUGUCCUUUAAGAAUUACAAGUCUUUCUAUCCGUGGAUCCCUCUCACAGAAAGAAUGUUAAUAAUGUAAAUGGCAUCUUGAGGAUUUAUUGUCAUAAUAAACAAAUACAGUACUUAUGUACUGUAUGUUGAAUGUAUAUAUUCGUCCGAGUUUUAUUCAUUUUUUUCUUAAUGCAUUGCCAAAAUGUAUAUGAUCGGGAAAAAUUAUCGGGAAUGAUUGGAAUUGAAUCGGGAGCAAAAAAAAAAGCAAUCAGAUCGGGAAAUAUCGGGAUCGGCAGAUACUCAAACUAAAACGAUCGGGAUCAGAUCGGGAGCAAAAAAACAUGAUCGGAACAACCCUAACCAAAAUGUUUGUAAAAUUGCACUCCUGUGGAAAGAAACCUCAUGAGAUUGAAGUUGAAGGACUGAUACUUAUAUACAUGUUAAAAAUAGCCCUGCGAUACAUUCAUAGCAAAGUUAAAAGAAUCGGAAUCAAGAAUCGUAUGGAACCGGAAUCGAAACCUGGAAUCGGAACCGUUCAAAUUCAAACGAUGCCCAACCCGAGUGUGAAGGUUGCGAAUCAUUGCCUUAAAAGCUUUCAAGGUGCUAUGAAAUCGUGACUAUGUCAAAAAAUGAAAAUGACUACACUAAUGUCAUUUUACAUGUAGAAAACAAAUUUGGCACUCAAUUUUUUUUUUGUACCUUUUCAAAGUUAUUUCACCCAAAACAAUGCUUGAGAGAACACCCACUGUUUUGUUGUGACAACCAGAAAUGAUGAUCAUGUCUUGCUUUCAAGCGCUGUGCUAGCUAGUACAUGUUGACAGAAUGGUCACACGGUAACAAGAGAAUAGAAAGCAUGCUAGCAGACUGUGAAAAUCUGCAGCUCAUUCUGAGUGAGACGUCUUUUGUUUGGAGAUUUUUUAGUGGGUGGGGCCAAGUAAACUGAGAAAGGAAGACUUCAUUACUAAGGCUUUUCUGUCACUUUUUUUGGAUGGAUUUGUGUUAGUAAUUCUGCCUAUAUCGUAUUAUAUACAGUGGGGCAAAUAAGUAUUUAGUAAACCACUAAUUGUGCAAGUUCUCCCACUUGAAAAUAUAAGGGAGGCCUGUAAUUGUCAACAUGGGUAAACCUCAACAAUGAGAGACAGAAUGUGGGGAAAAAAAACCCAGAAAAUCACAUUGUUUGAUUUUUAAAGAAUUUAUUUGCAAAUCAUGGUGGAAAAUAAGUAUUUGGUCAAUACCAAAAGUUCAUCUCAAUACUUUGUUGGCAAUAACGGAGGCCAAACGUUUUCUGUAACUCUUCACAAGCUUUUCACACACUGUUGCUGGUAUUUCGGCCCAUUCCUCCAUGCAGAUCUCCACUAGAGCAGUGAUGUUUUGGGGCUGUCGUUGGGCAACACGGACUUUCAACUCCCUCCACAGAUUUUUUAUGGGGUUGAAAUCUGGAAACUGGCUAGGCCAUUACAGGACCUUGAAAUGCUUCUUACGAAGCCACUCCUUUGUUGCCCUGGCUGUGUGUUUGGGAUCAUUGUCAUGCUGAAAGACCCAGCCAAGUCUCAUCUUCAAUGCCCUUGCUGAUGGAAGGAGAUUUUCACUCAAAAUCUCUCGAUACAUGGCACCAUUUAUUCUUUCCUUUACACAGAUCACUUGUCCUGGUCCCUUUGCAGAAAAACAGCCCCAAAGCAUGAUGUUUCCACCCCCAUGCUUCACAGUGGGUAUGGUGUUAUUCGGAUGCAAUUCAGAAUUCUUUCUCCUCCAAACACGAGAACCUGUGUUUCUACUGAAAAGUUCUAUUUUGUUUUCAUCUGACCAUAACACAUAUUCCCAGUCUUCUUCUGGAUCAUCCAAAUGCUCUCUAGCGAAACACAGACGGGCCUGAACGUGUACUGACUUCAGCAGGGGGACACGUCUGGCAGUGCAGGAUUUGAGUCCCUGGCGGCGCAUUAUGUAACUGAUAGAAGCCUUUGUUACUAUGGUCCCAGCUCUCUUUAGAUCAUUCACUAGGUCCCUCCGUGUCGUUCUGGGAUUUUUGCUCACCGUUCUUGUUAUCAUUUUGACGCCACGGGGUGAGAUCUUGCAUGGAGCCCCAGAUCGAGGGAGAUUAUCAGUGGUCUUGUAUGUCUUUCAUUUUCUAAUAAUUGCUCCCACAGUUGAUUUCUUAACACCAAGCGUUUUACCUAUCGCAGAUUCAGUUUUUCCGGCCUGGUGCAGGUGUACAAUUUUGUCUCUGGUGUCCUUCGACAGCUCUUUGGUCUUGGCCAGAGUGGAGUUUGGAGUGUGACUGAUUGAGGUUGUGGACAGGUGUCUUUUAUAGUGAUAAUGAGUUAAAACAGGUGCCAUUAAUACAGGUAACGAGUGGAGCCUCGUUAGACCUCGUUAGAAGUUAGACUUCUUUGACAGGCCAGAAAUCUUGCUUGUUUGUAAGUGACCAAAUACUUAUUUACCUCUCUAAUUUGGAAAUGAAUUCUUUAAAAAUCCAACAAUGUGAUUUUCUGUUUUUUUUUUUUUCCCACAUUCUGUCUCUCAUGGUUGAGGUUUAUCCAUGUAGACAAUUACAGGCCUCUCUAAUCUUUUCAAGUAGGAGAACUUGCACAAUUGGUGGUUGACUAAAUACUUCUUUCCCCCACGGUAUGGUCUCCUAUAAUUUAAAAGUAAUUUGCUGUAGUAUUUCAUAGCACCUUUAAUGGCAGAUUGAUGCAGGGACAACAAAUGAAUGUAGACAGAAAGGAUAAGCUUUUUUUUUUUUUUUUUUUUAACUCAACAUUCUUUGUUGUUUGAUAUGAUUAAAAACACAGAGGUAGAAUACACUGUGUUCCAAAUUAUUAGGCAAAACGACAACAACAAUUAAGUUGUGAAGUCCUUUUACACUUUCGCGCAUUUAACUCGUAAGUGCUCUGUCUGAAAGUAGUUGUAUAUUUUUCACGAGAAAAGUCAUUCUGAUAUUAACUUUUAAUGAGGGGAAUAUAACUUUGGUCAUUCUAAAAAUAAGACCUUUGUUUUGUUUUUAAAAAUGAUUACAUUGUUGAAAAAAAAAUGCAUUUCUUACUCAUGAAAAUGUUGAUAACUUGGCUGCCAAUGCAUAAUCAUAUGGAACACAGUACUGCACAUUCAAAAAAAUCCAAUGGAUGGACUCCAAAUAUGGUAAAAGAAUUCAAGAGAUGCUCAUUCAAAUGACACGGACAGGAUAAAAAGAACUUGAAGGCACAAAGAAUGCAGCGUUGAAGACAAAAGUUGAUUGUGAAGAUUGUAUGAAUGUUGACAUCAUACAGUUACCUAUCGUCUGUACAAUGCAGUUUGCACUAUGGCACGCCAAUGGAAAUAAUUGGUGGCUACUAAAGCUGUAAAAACUGAUUUUGAUAUGUUUCUAUUGUAUAAUUCUUUUUCUUAACUGCUUUUGGUACACAUGAAUAAAACUGCAACUUAGGAUAACAGAUGUAAUGCAGCAACUCUAUAUACUGUCCCUAUUUUACCAAAUAAAGU